This is a messenger RNA of Penicillium antarcticum, 1065 nucleotides long. RefSeq lists its product as uncharacterized. The record is from RefSeq and is a predicted model, not a curated record. The transcript has 2 exons. The coding region runs from base 1 to 1065 and encodes 354 amino acids. NCBI's taxonomy places the organism in Eukaryota, Fungi, Ascomycota, Eurotiomycetes, Eurotiales, Aspergillaceae.
AUGCCCCGACAAACAUAUCCCCUCACACCCCCCACAACUCCAAUAGCGCUAUGCCCCAAUAACCUCCUCUCUCCACCACCAGACCGCCUAAUCAACACCCCAACAACCCUCUCAAUAACCCGCGAAACCCCAGGCCGAACGUUCACUGUCCAUCUCGUCCGCGCGCACGAACCCCUUGAUAGUCCAGACCGACACACGUUGCUCUACACCGUAUCGGGGAAACCAUGGCCGCACACGCAACACCGUCAGAUAUGUGAUGCGGAUGGGGUGCCGAUUCUUGAGCUUAGACGCGUUUGGAUUGGAUCUCGGAGGUGGGCUGUGCGGUGUCCUGGUGGUAGAGCGGACUUACUUGAGGCUUCUAUGCCUUGGUCUGGAAGUGGGAGUGGGAGUGGAAGUGCUGGUUUUAGAUUUGAUGUGAGGUUCUGGAAUGUGCUUGGGACCGAAGCUUCAGACAUGGGAUUGCAUGCACAUUCAUCUGAUCCGGUAUCUGAUCCCGUGUCUACUGUGGAUUCUGGGUCUUUACGCGGUCUUGGUGACGAGCCGCCGCCCUAUGCUUCUGUUGCUGGCGAUAUAGAAGAAGAAGAUCACGGCGAAGCGAACGAAGUCUGGAGAAACGAAAAAGGCGACUCAUUUCCUAAUCCAGAAGACGAACUAGGUCCGGAACCAACGCCACAGGUUGGAAAGGACCAAGACUCGCACACUGUCCUCCCAUCUUAUGCCUCUGUCCGCAGGAACUCGCCAAAUUCCAUGAGAGAUCUCCUUGAUGCUAUAGAGCCACCGAAUGAGCCAGCCCCAGCCGUACCAUCUUCAUCUUCAUUCCAGGCUCCAAAUUUAAUCUCUGCUGGCACUCCAACCGGCUCAAAAGUUGAUCUCAAAGUGAUACAGCUCCAGGCAUCCGGGAUAGGCGUGAUGAUGGAGGACCAAAAGAUCAUCCAUAUAGCGAGGCAUAAUAUUAUAGACUAUGGCAAAUCGGGAAUCAAGUCGAAAUGGGAGGCUGAAGUUGCCGAGAGAGUGGAUUUACUGCUGGCGGUGAAUAUUGUACUGAUCAUGGCAAACUCGGCAUAG